AUGACCAAUCCAGAUCAAUCACAGAUGACACUAUCCGUGUCCCCCGAACAACCCAUCGACCUGUCCAGCGGUUGGCCUAACCCCGCGCUGCUCCCCGCCAACCUACUCCGCACCUCUGCCACCGAGGCCCUCACCAACCCCUCCAUCAAAGACACAGCCCUACACUACGGGGCCGACGAAGGCUAUGAGCCUCUACGCACCCACAUCGCCGCGUGGCUGAGCACCUUCUAUCAGCCUUGCGCACCGAUCACCACCUCCCGUAUCUGCAUCACCGGCGGGGCAAGUCAGAACCUCGCCUGCGUCCUCCAAGUCUUCACCGACCCAGUCUACACCCGCAAUGUAUGGAUGGUGGCACCGACGUAUUUCCUGGCCGCGCGCAUAAUGGACGACGCCGGCUUCGCCGGUCGUCUACGAGGAAUCCCGGAAGAUGACGAAGGCAUCAAUCUAGACUUCCUCGAAGAGGGACUGCGGGCUGCGGAGGAAACCGCCCAGAAAGAGGGCAAUACCCAACCGAAGCUGAAACCCGUCAGGCCCUGGCGCAAGAUCUACAAGCAUGUUAUCUAUGCUGUGCCUACGUUCGCCAAUCCUUCUGGUAAGAUCAUGUCACUGCGGAGGAGAGAGGCGCUUGUUCGGAUUGCUCGGCGGUACGAUGCGCUCGUCGUCACGGACGAUGUCUAUGAUUUUCUACAGUGGUCGCCGACGCCGGAUGGACCGUUUGCCGAUCGCGCAUGCGUCCCGCGGAUCAUCGAUGUCGAUCGGUAUCUCGAUGGUGGCCCGGUCGAUGAAUGGGGACACGCAAUAAGUAAUGGUAGCUUCAGCAAACUCAUCGGGCCUGGUGUUCGAACUGGCUGGGCCGAGGCUUCGGAUAAGGUUGCCUAUGGGUUAUCACAGACUGGCUCGUCUCGAUCAGGUGGCGCCCCUUCACAUCUCUGUGCUGCUAUCAUAGACCAGCUCUUCCCAACAGGUAUGGUCGAUCACCUCCGGAAUAACCUGGUGCCCAGUUACGCUCGCCAGUACUAUGCCCUCACCUCCGCGAUCCACGAAUACCUCGUCCCACUAGGCGUUACUGUACCUCAGCCUGGAGCUCUGGCUGGUGGCUACUUUGUGUGGAUCAAACUGCCGGAAGGGCUACGCGCCACGCAGGUGGCUCAGCAGGCACAAGAGGCGAAACUCCGAGUAUCGCCUGGCGAUGUCUUCCAGGUCCCGAAUGAUCCGAGCGAUGCGCCAGUUGUGUUUUCAGACCACUUGCGCCUCUGCUUUGCGUGGGAAGAGUCGCGGCACUUGACGGAGGGAGUGCGUAGACUAGCGCGCGUUUUGGAGCGUAACGGUACUGUUCGUACCAAAUAG
Molecule: messenger RNA, 1347 nt
Organism: Penicillium brevicompactum
Lineage: Eukaryota; Fungi; Ascomycota; Eurotiomycetes; Eurotiales; Aspergillaceae
Product: aminotransferase-like domain-containing protein
Exons: 3
Coding region: 1-1347 (448 amino acids)
Biological process (GO): biosynthetic process
Molecular function (GO): L-2-aminoadipate:2-oxoglutarate transaminase activity; pyridoxal phosphate binding
Source: RefSeq, a predicted model, not a curated record